Linum trigynum is the source of this 2077-nucleotide messenger RNA. Lineage: Eukaryota; Viridiplantae; Streptophyta; Magnoliopsida; Malpighiales; Linaceae. The record is from the annotation of a GenBank genome assembly.
GAUUACUUCCGACAAGAUAUUAAAAGCCCAACUACAAGCCCAAACGACUUUCCCCCAAAUACUCCACUCUCUUCGUUUAUUCUUCUUCUAAUAGCAUGGGAAGAAAAAGAGAAAUGAUUAACGAUUUCUAACGAUCCAAUCAACGCCAACAACCGGACAUGCCCCAUUCCAUUCCUUUCUCCCCGCCGCUCCUUUCCCCUGCCCUCUUGAAAAAUCUCCACAACCAAACCCUCUCCCCUAAUCACCCACAAACUCCUACUUUUCUCCCACCCAAAGGAUCAUAAGAAAAAGAAGAAAGGACACAGAAAUUCCCCCCUCCCAAUUGAAUCAUGCCAAGCAAAUUACGCAAGGCAAUCGGGGCGGUGAAGGACCAAACCAGCAUAAGCUUCGCCAAAAUCACCAGCACCAACGCUUCCAACCUCCAAGUCCUCAUCCUCAAGGCCACCCGCCACGACGAUUCUCCCAUCGACGAGCGCUACGUCACCGAGAUCCUCUCCUUGAUCUCCUCCAGCAAAGCCUGUGCCGUCGCCUGCGCCCACGUCAUUUCCAAACGAAUCGGGCGCACCCGAAAAUGGAUCGUCGCCUUGAAAUCUCUGAUGCUCGUCCUCCGAAUUUUUCAGGACGGCGGCGAUCCUUACUUCCCCCGAGAAGUCAGCAAGCGUGGGGCCAGAAUACUCAACCUCUCGGGAUUUCGCGAUGAUUCGAAUAAGAGCCCUUGGGAUUUCACCGCAUUUGUGCGGACCUUCGCACUCUACCUCGACGAACGCCUGGAUUGCUUCAUCACCGGGAAGUUACAACGCAGCAGCUUCACUACGCAGCGUGUCCGAACGGGGAAAUUCCAACCCCCGAAGACGACGAAGAUGUAUUUCAACGACGGCAUGAACCCGGCUGUGCUCCUUGACCAUAUUUUUCACUGGCAGAAGCUGCUGGAUCGCGUGAUGGCCACACGGCCAACGGGGGCCGCGGAAUCGAACCGACUGGUUCAUAUCGGUCUAUACGCCAUCGUUCAGGAGAGUUUCGAUUUAUACAAGGAUAUCUCCGAUGGAUUGGCUCUCCUCGUUGAUAGCUUCUUCCACCUACCGCACCAAUCUUGCGCAACUACAUUUCGGGCGUGCGUGAGGGCAAUGAAGCAAUUCGAGGAGCUCUCUUCUUUCUACAAUUUCUGUAAAUCGAUGGGCGUGGGGAGGGCAUCGGAGUAUCCCAACAUUAGGAAGAUCUCCGGGGAGCUAAUUGGGACGUUGCAGGAGUUUCUGAGAGACCAAGCUUCGUUUCCAGCAGUGGCUGGUGGUGGCGGCCCGUCUCCAUCGCGAAGACCGGAGUUGGAGGAGGAGGAAGAGGUUGCGGCGGAGGGAAUUUCAUCAUCACGCGCUCGUCAAUUGUCAUCGUUGGAGGAUUUGAUGGGACUCGCCGGGAUGGAGGAGCAAGAGGUAGAGUCGCCGAUGUCGUCAGAGAAUAAGGACAUGAUCGACGCAGCAGGCAAAGAUAUUAUCGUGUCGUCGAGCUCGUUUUCAUUCGAUCAAGGGACGAGAAACACAAAGGGUAGUAGUGGUGCUCUAGAUUUGUUGUCACUGGACGAUUGGGAUCUGGAGGAUUUGAAGAUAGAGAAUGAUGAGAAGGCGUUGGAGAAUUCAAAUUCGGGAUGGGAGAUUGUUCCGGUCGAGCUCGAGAAGCAGCCCAGCACCGAAAUCCCUAUUGGAUUCUUUGAUUUGAAUGGAUCUGAAAAUUCUGGUUCAUCAAUUGGAUUGGAAUUCGGAAUUUCGGCGACUACUAGUAAUCAAGUCCCUGAUCACCAUUAUAACCCAUUUCUAGAGGAUCUGGAUGUUAGGUUGCCUCAUAUUGAAACAGAAUCAAAGCCUUUGCCGCUUCCGCCGACAGAGGAGGAGAAGGCAACAGUUCUAGUGGAUGACCUUUUUCUCGGCGGGGACUUUUUAGCAGACACGACCAAAGUUCAACAUUCAGAAUCAAGUUACACUGAGGGUUGAUGAAAAUUUGAUCAAGUUAUUUAGACCUACCAACUUUGUUUCUUAAAAGAAAGGUAAAAAAAAAGAAGAAAUCCAAACAAAUUUGUUCAAUUCGA